UCAAUGGAAUAGUCGCGCCUUCUAGUAAAUAUUCAAAGUUGCAUUAAACUAAAUAUUUUGAAUAGGCUAAAAUAUUGUGAAAUAUAUAAAGUAACGAGCAGCCAGCGAACACCAGGAAUAUGCGCAAACUCACCGAUUUGUUAAAUGGACGAGGCGUUACGAAGUAUGCGACCAAUGAAUCGUUCCAGCUUUUAAUUCAAUGUUGGUCACUGAUUGGAGUUAAGCCCUUAAAACCGUAUCGAUUCGGUCGUUUACUGCACAUGUGCUUCUGCUGGUUUUUACUACUCCUCUGUCCGUUUACCUUCUUCAUGGGUUACUUGCACACUUUGACAACCGAGCCAAUAACAAUCCAACUUAGCCUUCUGCAAACAGCAGCCAAUGUCAUAGGCGUGCCACUCAAGACCAUUUCCAUUGCAAUAUUGAGGACGUAUUUGCGAAGAGUGGAACCGAUCUUUGAUCGUUUGGACGAACGCUACCAGAGCGGCGCAAGUCGUGAGCAGAUAAAAGAUUGUGUUAUGAUCAGCACACGUAUAUUCACCAGCGUAGGGUUUAUGUUUCAUUUUUAUGGCUGCACCACAUAUCUCCAAGCGCUACUCACACAUAGUUAUCCUCUGAGCACAUGGCUGCCAUUCAUUGAUUCUAUUUCUCAGCCAACCAUAAGAUAUUGGGCGCAUUAUGUCUUCGAGGUUUUUCACAUAGUUUUCAUACUCACCGUGCAAACUGCAAUGGAUUUGUUUCCGGCAAUUUAUAUACGAACUUUACGCACACAUUUCAAUCUGUUGACGGAACGCGUUAGUCAUUUGGGUGAGAAUCCAGAGUUUACUGAUGAAGAGAACUUUGACGAAUUGGUGGAUUGCGUUGUUACCCAUCAGGAAUUGUUGGAGGCGAAAAAUAUCGUUUCAUCCGUCUGCUCGAUAACACUAUUUGUUCAAUUCGUAAUUGCUGCCUUAGCUCUCUGCAUUGCCUUGCUAAACUUUUUCGUAUUUGCCGAUUCGGUUCAACGGGUGGUCACUUUACUAUAUUAUUUAGGCGUUGUAAUGCAGAUCACGCCUACAUGCUAUCAAGCAUCGAUGAUGGAAGUUGACAGUGCCAAGUUGCCUGACGGCAUUUUCCAUUGCAAUUGGUUGGCCAUGGACAAGCGUUCUCGCAAGCUCAUCAUCUACUUCAUACAUCGUGCUCAGGAGAACAUUACCUUCGUAGCACUGAAACUCUUCAACAUCAAUCUGACAACUAACCUUUCGAUUAUCAAAUUUGGUUUUUCAUUGUACACAUUUAUGAACAACAUGGGCUUUGGACAGAAUUUAAAAGAGAUAUUGGAAUAAAUAGGCGGCUGUCGAAGUUUGUUUGCAGCCCAGAUGACACUGGUGCUGUCAGACAUUGGCUAUUAAUAUUGUGGUAAUUCUUCACGGGAUAUUGCAGAUGAGAAAUAUUAUGUUAUGAAUUUAAAAAUAGUCUCUAUUUGAAUAAUUGCUUAGGUAAAAUUAAAAACAUCUUCAUAUUUUAAGGAUACAUAUCUCCUUUAUA
Molecule: messenger RNA, 1524 nt
Organism: Bactrocera neohumeralis
Lineage: Eukaryota; Metazoa; Arthropoda; Insecta; Diptera; Tephritidae
Product: odorant receptor 43b-like
Exons: 4
Coding region: 120-1322 (400 amino acids)
Biological process (GO): detection of chemical stimulus involved in sensory perception of smell; sensory perception of smell
Cellular component (GO): plasma membrane
Molecular function (GO): olfactory receptor activity; odorant binding
Source: RefSeq, a predicted model, not a curated record